Molecule: messenger RNA, 2270 nt
Organism: Physcomitrium patens
Lineage: Eukaryota; Viridiplantae; Streptophyta; Bryopsida; Funariales; Funariaceae
Source: RefSeq, a predicted model, not a curated record
CGUGUGGGGAAAUUUGUAGCGUUGUUUGGUUGGCGGUGCUUUGCAUUCACGCGACGCGAGAAGUCUGACAAAGUACACUCUGUGUGCUUCAAGCACUGAUAGCUCGUGAUUGGAAGGUGUCGGGCGUCAAAGAAUUGGGUAAUUGGAUGAAGUCGAUGUCUGGGUUUUACGGCUUCGAUCAGGCGCUGCAUCUUGUCGGAGGGGCGACGUGUCUGUGGGACGGCGGGCGCUGUUCGCUCAAUUUGCCACUGUCAGAGUUCUGAAAGGGUGUGUCGCAAGGUAAUUCAUUGCUUGCGCUUUGCGGUAGCGUUAUUGUUCGUUAAGCGGUUUUUGAGGAGCGAAGGAAGUUCCAAUCUCCCAGUAAUCGUUGAUUAUUCACGUGUGUUCACUUUCGACAGCGAGGUUUGCAUCCCUGGCUUUUACAGUGAUCAUCUUCAGUAGUUCUCAGAGGCAAUGUAGGAUUGCAAAACAUGGCACGUAGUGAUGCCGCAGAGAUGUUGGAGGAAUCCAAAAAACGGCGCUGGUUGAUGGAAAAUGACGUAAAUUCAACAAGAGCUGAGGUGAAACUCCGACCUUCAUCAAUCCGUGAUUCUUCUAGAAAGAAAGCUCGGAGAGAGGUGACAGAAACAGAUGCAAAAGGUGCUCAGGAUACGAGCAUAUGCAGGGAAGCCUCAUCCAGAGAUAGACCAUCACGGAACGUCACUUGCAUUGGCUCAACAGAGAAGGAAGACGGCGAAGAGGAAAAGCUUGUGCAGAAUUCUGAAACAAGAAAGUCCAAGCGUUUGAAGCGAAUUAUGCAAGGAUCUAGUAGCAAGCAAUUGGGAACAGGUAAUGCACAGAAAUGCCAGUUUACCCUAAGGGAGUCGAGGGAGCCAGAAGGCUUUGAACAUAAGAAAUCUUUCUCAGAGAGGAGUUUUAGAGGAGAUGACAACUCAGGUGACAAAAGGAAUUCUUCUCAGAGUGAAACAGGACCAAGUCACGCCGCUGAGGAAUCCAAAGUGGGAGAACAGAAGCUUGUGAGCGAACAUGAAGUAGUUCGAAAGGUCUUGCAAACAGUUCAUUUGGCAGACGAUAAGAAGUUGAUUACUGAGCAGGAAGAGGAUAGUACUGUUUUGGAUAAUGAUAAUGCCGGCAUGGUAUCUAGCUUGGAACAGACAUCUUUGAACAGCAGAGACAAAAAGCGGAGAGUAGCCAGUAGGAGAGAUGCAUCACCACCAAGGCAACCAGAGAAAAGAUCUUGCAUUCAUGUUGCAAUAGCGGAGAGACCAUCUGGGGGUGUUGAGCAAGGAGUAGGAUCAAGUCUUACGAGUACUUGGAAGAGGCUGAAGAUAGAUAAUACAAGAAGGCGGCCAGCUGCUUCUGAGGAUUUGAGAGUGGGUGUCUCAGAAGAUUGGAAACGAUUGCGGGAGGAGGAGGGUGCCAAGCAUUCAGGUAGUUCAGUGAAUGAACAGUCGGACAGCGACUUGUCCAUGAGUACAAUUGAAUUGGAAAUGUUCGAGGAGCGGUCGAAGAAAGCUCGCCAUGAUCCUUCAUUACCACCCACAGGGAAAAAAUGGACAAGAAAAAUUAGACAAAAGGAAGAAAAUAGUAAAAGGUCACGAGAGCACAAUGAAUUUGAGACCUCAAGUAACUCUGAUAGUGAUAUAGCACAUCCCUCUUAUCUUGACAAUAGACGAAGGAAAAGACCACGGUUUGAGAAUUUGAUAUCUGGGCAAGGUCGGUCGUGGAAAAGGCACACCAGGGAUGUUAAAGAAGCUCAAGAGAGUUCCGGAGAGAAUUCCAGGAAAAGGUUUCAGGGUGAUGCAUCUGAGAAACCUGUCAAAAAGCAGCGGAAAUAGGCAUCCUUGAAUUCUUCAUUCCUCUUCGUUUAGGCAACCCAUCUUCUGCACUGAAGUGGCGUCCCAACAAACGGUUCACUUGCUGUAUUAUGGCGUUUUGUCAGGUGAGUGUUUUCUUUUGACAAGCAUGCUUUCUGUCACUUCUCCAUUGGGAUAAGCACCGUCGUGAGGCUUCUGUUCAUUGCAAUUCGUUUACUGUGUUCUGUUGUUAGUCUUUGGAUUUUAAUCUGUCUUAAUAUUUAUGUGUUGUGUGUGUCGAACAUGAGAAUCUUCUCAUAGUUUUAUCGGCUAUUUAGAACACAACACAAAGCAAGUAUGGUUUUAGAGGUUAAAAAGAUUCUUAUCAGCCAUUAAACUAGAAGUGCACAUGAAUCUUUGAUUUGAUUUAAACUUCUUUUUUUCCUAAUCUAAAUAUUUUAUAUUACUUCUCAA